AUGAAACGGAAUUUGAGUCUGCUGAAACUUGCAGACUGCAGAUGGAAGGCAGAACACAAAGAGUUCAACAGCUUGGUCUUCCCGCAUGGUGUUAAACAGGGAAGGCUAUGCAGAAAGAGUUACAUUACUUAAGAAACUCGCCGAGAGCUGUGUCGCAUCUGAACGCUCAGAGUAGCACUGAACUUGUACUCAGCCGCGCUGGCAAUACAAGUUUAAAGUGUAACCCAACAGAGUUUGGGUUGAAUCCGUUACAUAAAGCAUUCUUGGGGGGAAAGGCGCUUUGGAAAGUGGAAGCGUUUUUUGCUGACAGCACUGAACCUCACGGCAGAUACCUGAAAAGGAACUUUUUCCAUCCGUGAAGCCACGCACUGAAAAGGCCAUCUAUUUCAGACUUCUAUUUCACCCCGUCGCCGCUCGGCAAUUCUCAGGACUGGCAGAACUUGAACUAAAACAUCCUGAAGGGUGAGGCGAAAACUAAAGAGUUUGCAUUAAACCGAGCAGUCGAACUAAACGGCAGGACUCAACUGCCCUGGAGAAGCAGAGAGACGUCCAGUUUGCUGAACAAGUGCACGCUUGCGAACUGAACUAUGGUACAGAAAAUGAGCAGCACGGAGAACACCGAAGCGGUGUUCACAGGGGAGUCUAGUGAUUCAGGAGCCAUGGACAUGGACAUAGCUUCUUCUCCAGCUCCCGGGUCCACGGCAUCCGCAGGGGACAAACUAGAUCCUGGCUGGUGCAAAACCCCCAGCGGCCACAUUAAGAGACCCAUGAAUGCGUUUAUGGUGUGGUCGCAGAUCGAGAGGCGUAAAAUCAUGGAGCAGUCGCCCGACAUGCACAACGCUGAAAUCUCCAAGAGACUGGGUAAGCGCUGGAAGCUCCUUAAAGACAGCGACAAGAUCCCCUUCAUUCGAGAGGCGGAGCGGCUCCGACUGAAGCACAUGGCAGACUACCCUGACUACAAGUACCGGCCGAGAAAGAAGGUGAAGUCCAGCAGCUCCAAACCAGCUGAGAAGGGUGAAAAAACGAGCAACAGCUGCAGCAGCGCUAGCACAAAGACUUCUUUGAAAAAGGGCAGUAACUCGAAAUCGUCCAGCAAACCGCACAAAAUAGUUCUGGGGAGCGCGAAAGCCGCGUUCCCCGAGCAGGGCUCCCAUGCUGUCCCCACAGAUCACCAUUCGCUCUACAAAUCUAAGUCGGUCUCGGCCGCCAAGCAGAUCCCGGACAAGAAGACGAAGCGGGUUUACAUUUUCGGCGGAAGUAACCACGGCAUCAGCCCGUCUUCCGCGGCCGUACCUGCCAGUCCGACUUUGAGCAGUUCUGCUGAAUCCAGCGACCCACUGAGUCUCUACGAAGAUGGGGCAGCGAGCGGCAAAGAAGGCGCCGAGUCUCCUAGCGCGUCCUCGGACCACCAUAGGUACACCAGCAUGCGGGCAUCUUCGCCGACCCCUUCCGCGUCCCAUUCUUCGUCCUCAUCGCAGUCAUCGUCCUCGGAUGAGGAAUUCGAGGACGACCUACUGGACAUAAAUACAAGCCCUAGUUUCGAUAGCAUGUCACUGGGGAGUUUUAGCUCCUCUGUUUUGGACAGAGACUUGGAUUUUAAUUUUGAGUCGGGCGCCGGGUCUCACUUCGAGUUCCCCGACUACUGCACCCCCGAGGUGAGCGAAAUGAUUUCAGGGGACUGGCUGGAGUCGACCAUUUCCAACUUGGUAUUCACAUAUUGAGCGACAAAACCAGGGGAAAUAUUGUCUUUGCUCUUAGAUAAAGGGAUUCCGGAAAGGUGAGUUUGUACCAUACCUUGGGGCCCGAUUGAGACAGAAAGUAAACGAUAUAAAGCGCUGAUGAACUAAGCGAAAGCUUGCGUUUUAUUUCAAGGAUCAAGGACUGUGGCUACCGGUUGGAAAGCAGAAUUUACUGCUUAGUUAUGUGGGAGAAAGAAGCGAAAGAAGAGGAAGAUGGUGCUCUCUGGUUAGGAGUGACUGAGAUCCUAUUGAAAUAAACACUCGGUCUGAACUGGAAAACUGUGAUUGAUUUGCACGUAUAAGAAAGCGGGCUUAGGUCGGCUACUUUAAUCAAUGUUACUUAAAAGGGACAUUUUGAGAAGUUUUAGAAUCGCCAAGUGAACUUCAUUACGUAAGAGGUACAGAAAUGACCUGGGUUGAGCAGUUUUUUCAUCGUGGUGGAUUUAAUAACCAGGUGGGUUUACUUAUGACAAACAUUUUAAAAAAGAAAAAGAAACGCAUGUUAACCUGUCCUCUCUUUUGCUGAGAUUUCUUUAAGACUGUCGAACAGUUAAAACUAGUGUUAGGGUUAUUUAAAUGGAUAGAUGGCGCUAUGUUUGAUUCCUAUGGAUAAAAGGAACAAAAUCACCAGCUGUUUUCAUUCUUAACUUCAGGAUUCAAACGCAACUCAAAUCUGUGCUGAACUUUAUACACUCUACAAUUCAGGACCAAAAUUCUUUAGAGUUGGUUUCUCAGAUGUUAAGUGAAGAGAAUUUCUCGCCGAUUUUUUCAUCCUCGUGUUUUUCCCUUGUACAUGUACUCAGAUGCCAUUUUUAUAUGGAUGUAUUUAUACUGGCCAAACAUUUUUGACUGUAUUAUUUUGUUCUCGUAGGUCUUGUGUAUACCCGCACCGUCUGUCUCCUUCGCCGAAGGGCUAGAGUUUUAACUUUUAAUUUUUUAUAUUUAAAUGUAGACUUUUGACACUUAAAGAGAGGAAACGUUUGAUUAUUUUCUCAGUGUAUUUUUGUACAAAUAUAUAUAAAGGGGGUGUCAAUCGGUGUAUAUCGCUGUUUGGAUUUCCUAAUUUUAAGAACCAGGUGGUUGGUUAUCUCAAAAUCGGCCUCCUAUCCAUGUUUACAGUUUCAAUCUGCAGGCUUCUUAAAGACACAGUGUCUCAAUUUUCGAUACCCCUGUAAACAUGUGCUUCAACACAAGUAAUUUAAGCAGCCAUUUCUGAAUUAUGUUUCAGUAUCUUGCCUAAUAAAGAGAUAUUGUAGCUUUAAAUUAACCAUUUCUUGGCGUUUUUAUAAUGAAAACUUCGGUUUUAACCACUGGAUGGAAUCGAUCACACAACACAUAUUCAAAAUGCCGAUUUGAGUUCGCGACAGUUAUGUACUGCGUUUCUCAUUAUUGUAUUUGAAUAUUUAAUCUUUUCUACUUGUCGGCUAAAUAUAGCUAAUUGUUUUAGUAUUUUAUGGCAUGGUGAAUAGCAUUUGUAUUUCCGAUUCAGGUUUAUAGCUGUUGUGUUCAAAAAGAAAAAGGAAAAACGUGAAAACAUCUUUGUACAUUUGACUGUAUUAUAAGCAAAAGAUUGUGUGUUUAUGUAUGUUGUUGAGCUAUAACAUGACAGGCACUAGAACAGCUAUCUUUAUACAUCCUUACUUACGUUUAAAGUGGUUGUUCAUGAUUUUUAUAUAUACAAUUUAAAUAUAUUAACUUUAUUUUCAUUCAUUCUGUGCAAUAUGCUGUGUAGAAUAUUGUUUUGUCUAAUCAUGCCAUAACACAUUUUGAGGGGAUAACUCAUGCCAGCUAAUCGUGUCAAGUCACUGCCUGUCAGAUUGUCGAUAUACUUCUGUACAUAACUUUUUUCAAGAAGGAAAUAAACUCAGCUGGAACUGAA
Anguilla rostrata (American eel) is the source of this 3618-nucleotide messenger RNA. RefSeq names its product SRY-box transcription factor 4b (gene sox4b). Gene Ontology annotation, molecular function: RNA polymerase II cis-regulatory region sequence-specific DNA binding; DNA-binding transcription activator activity, RNA polymerase II-specific. The transcript has a single exon. Bases 588 to 1721 code for a protein of 377 amino acids. Gene Ontology annotation, biological process: positive regulation of transcription by RNA polymerase II; cell differentiation; anatomical structure morphogenesis. NCBI's taxonomy places the organism in Eukaryota, Metazoa, Chordata, Actinopteri, Anguilliformes, Anguillidae. The record is from RefSeq and is a predicted model, not a curated record.